AUGAAAGGUCAUGGGCCUGAGCUGAAGCGAGACCUGAACGGGGCCAUGUUGAAGGUUUCGGGCCUCGUCCAGAAGCUUUUGCAGGGUUCACCUGAAGAGAAGCAGGCAGCGAAGGAAGCGAUCAUGGCCAUGCCGGACACCGUUCCAGCACUCUCCGAAGAGGAGGAGGCUGAAGCCACGAAGAAGGCCCAGGAGUUUGAGAAAGAGGCAGAUGAACACCGUGGAGACCUCGAAGCGGCCUUUGACCAGGUGGAAAAGGAGGGCGAUGAGGUCAUUGAAAGUGAAGCUGACGACAGCGACUCUGCCUUGCAGAUCGGCUUUGACCCAGAUGAGGAACCCAAUCCUGUGAUGCUUGUAGGACAUGCCAUCACACCCAUUUCCAUUGGCUUGGUGAUUGCGACCGUCCUUAUUGGUGCUACUGGGUUGUUAGCGGUCUUCUACACCUGGUUGUUAGCCAUCGGCUAUUUCAUUCUGGGCCUGUUUGUUUGCUUCAUUCCAGCUUUCAUUCUCGACGACUUCGAUCCUGGUAUGUGCAUGAGUAAGUUCUUGGCCUUUCCAUUUCAUGCCAUCAAGUACCUGGCUAAAGGGGCCUGGCGCUUGGGGAAGAAGCUCGUGAAUGGCACCAAAAGUGCCUACCGCAACUGGCGCGGAAAGGACACCAGUGGCACUGUGGAAGAAGGGGAUGACUCCCCAACCCCAGAUUCCUAA
Messenger RNA from Durusdinium trenchii, 708 nucleotides. Lineage: Eukaryota; Dinophyceae; Suessiales; Symbiodiniaceae. The record is from the annotation of a GenBank genome assembly.